AGGCACAAACGCUUCAGCCGCCGCCGCGCCCGACUCGGCGACUCCGGCACCGACGAUGGCCGAGACGGUGGACUUGGCGAGCAGCGACGCAGCGGAGUGGCGAGCGGCGCUGGCGGCGUACGACCGCCGGCUCGCGGCCCUGGGCAAGCCUGACCUCGUAGAGGUCGACUCCUUCUACCGCCACGACCUCCCUCCUCUCCUGCGCCGCCGCGACCCGGACCCCUUCCUCGCCAAGCCCGAGCUGGUGCGCCUCCUCCAGUGGAAGCUCUCCCGCGGCAAGUGGAGGCCAAGGCUGAUGGAUUUUGUGAAGGGCUUGGAGGAUGCAGUGGUAGAAUCAGCAUCACGCAAGGCAUUCGCAGCACUGCCUGACCUCCGCAAGGCCAUCACUGAGCUCACGGCGCUCAAGGGCAUUGGCCCUGCCACAGCAUCUGCCAUUCUCGCUGCCUAUGCGCCUGAUGCUGCGCCAUUCAUGUCUGAUGAGGCGAUGGUGGCAACCUUAGGCAAUGCAAAGGAGUACACUCUGAAGCAGUAUCUUGCUUUUGCUGAGAAGUUGCAGACCAAAUCGAAGGAAUUGAGUUCAAGGGGAGAAAUUUUCACACCUUCUGAUGUUGAGAGAGCGUUGUGGUGCUCAGCAAUCGCAUCCAAGUCUCUUAAGGCGCCACCGGGUGAUGACCUUAAGAACAAGUCAAAGACACAUGGCAAGAGAAAACGAUGACUCCUGCCAGUGUUCUAGCUGAGCUAGGAAUUACUGAUGGUAGGUCUUAGCGCUUGGAUUGUUCAUUGUAGCUUGUGUGCCAUGUAAGUUAAGAAUGCUUUUGGACCCGCAAAAGGAAUGUGUACUGCAUGCUCCCGAUGAGCAUGUUAACCCUUUUGUACAUGUCUACACGGGACAUGGAUGCCAGAUGCUACCAUGUAAAACGCUUGUUAAGGAAGGAGUUCGGUGUGUUGUUCUUUUUUUCA
Oryza brachyantha (malo sina) is the source of this 960-nucleotide messenger RNA. RefSeq lists its product as uncharacterized. NCBI's taxonomy places the organism in Eukaryota, Viridiplantae, Streptophyta, Magnoliopsida, Poales, Poaceae. The coding region runs from base 56 to 715 and encodes 219 amino acids. Gene Ontology annotation, biological process: DNA repair. Gene Ontology annotation, molecular function: catalytic activity. The record is from RefSeq and is a predicted model, not a curated record. The transcript is spliced from 4 exons.